GUUUAGUCAACGAUAUGAUGCAGUAGCCGGAUAAAAGCCCCUGUCGGGAGCUAAUAUGACGUUAGUUUGACAUUUCAGGCGUGUAUGUCCUCGCGGAGGCCGCACAGAGAGUGACCUGGUGGAGGUCAUCAUGGACUAGCUGUAGUUGAGUGUUUUUUAGACCUCAGACAGUGUGACUGGCAGCAGCUGGGACGAGGCACUUUGGUGCUGCUAACGUUAGCCAGCAAGGCAACUUAGCUAGACGUGUUGAAUCAGCUUUACUGCCGCGACAGGUAUUACACAAAUUCUUGACAAGCUCUUCUGUGUGUGUCGCUUCGUGUGUUGUCUUCCUCUGGCCACCAGCCUACUUUGUAUAGCUGUGUUUUCUUUAGUUGUUGUUGUGUAUCGGUGGUGUUAGCUGUCGUCGGCUGCUGCUGCUGCUAAUGUGUAGCUAUAGUUAUUGCCUCCCAGUGGUGGAAAAAGUAAUCAGAUCUUUUAACGAUUCCUUGACUAGUUUGAGAUCCUUGAGAGAUUCUCAAGGCAGCAUGGCGCCCAAAGACAUCAUGACCAAUUCCCACGCCAAAUCCAUCCUCAACGCAAUGAACUCCCUCCGCAAGAGCAACACACUCUGCGACAUCACUCUGAGGGUGGAGAACACAGAUUUUCCAGCUCACCGGAUUGUCUUGGCUGCCUGCAGUGACUACUUUUGUGCCAUGUUCACCAGUGAGCUUGCAGAAAAGGGAAAAUCUUUUGUGGACAUUCAGGGGCUCACUGCAUCAACUAUGGAGAUCUUGCUGGACUUUGUGUACACAGAGACUGUUCUUGUAACGGUGGAAAAUGUACAGGAACUGCUUCCUGCAGCGUGUUUGUUGCAGCUCAAAGGAGUGAAAAGGGCUUGCUGUGAUUUUUUGGAAAGUCAGCUCGAUCCCUCCAACUGUCUGGGCAUCCGUGACUUCGCCGAGACUCACAACUGCCUUGACCUGAUGCAGGCUGCUGAGCUCUUUUCCCAGAAACAUUUCUCUGAGGUGGUCCAGCACGAGGAGUUCAUGCUGCUCAGCCAGACUGAAGUUGAAAAGCUCAUUAAAUGCGACGAAAUCCAGGUCGACUCAGAGGAGCCUGUGUUUGAAGCGGUGUUAAACUGGGUCAAACACAACCGAAAAGAGCGAGAGCCGUACCUGCCAGACAUGCUGGAGUUUGUCCGAAUGCCACUGCUCACCCCUCGCUACAUUACAGAUGUCAUUGAUGCUGAGCCUCUCAUUCGGUGUAGCCUGCCAUGUCGAGAUCUCGUUGAUGAGGCCAAGAAAUUCCACCUAAGACCGGAGCUGAGGAGUGAGAUGCAGGGCCCACGCACACAAGCCAGAUUAGGUGCCAAAGAAGUGCUGCUGGUUAUAGGUGGCUUUGGCAGCCAGCAGUCGCCCAUAGACAUCGUGGAGAAAUACGAUCCGAAAACUCAAGAAUGGAGCUUUUUACCUAAUAUUGCAAGAAAAAGGCGUUACGUGGCCACGGUGUCUCUCCACGAUCGGGUUUACGUGAUCGGAGGUUACGACGGCCGGUCGAGGCUCAGCUCCGUGGAGUGCCUGGACUACACAGCGGACGAGGACGGCGUUUGGUACACCGUCGCCACCAUGAAUGUUCGCCGAGGCCUCGCCGGGGCCACGACGCUCGGAGAUAUGAUCUACGUUGCCGGUGGCUUUGAUGGCAGCCGGCGUCACACCAGCAUGGAGAGAUACGAUCCAAACAUCGACCAGUGGAGCAUGCUGGGGGAUAUGCAGACAGCCAGAGAAGGAGCUGGUCUGGUGGUGGCCAGUGGGCUCAUAUACUGUCUGGGUGGAUAUGACGGACUAAAUAUCCUGAACUCGGUGGAGCGGUAUGACCCACACACAGGCCACUGGACCAGCGUCACGCCGAUGGCCACUAAGCGGUCAGGGGCGGGCGUGGCUUUACUCAACGACCACAUUUAUGUGGUGGGAGGUUUUGAUGGCGUCUCACACCUCGACUCUGUUGAGGUGUACAACAUCAGAACGGACUACUGGACAACUGUGGCCAGUAUGACGACUCCUCGAUGUUACGUGGGCGCGACCGUCCUCAGAGGACGACUCUACGCCAUCGCUGGAUACGACGGGAACUCUCUCCUCAGCAGCAUCGAAUGUUACGACCCGGUUAUCGACUCCUGGGAGGUCGUCACUUCGAUGGCGACCCAGCGGUGCGACGCCGGCGUCUGCGUGCUCCGAGAAAAGUGAUGUCUGCCAAGAGCCACGGGAGGAAGAGCAGACGCGAGGACAGGCAGCUAGACUUGAAUAAAACGCCACUAAAACGGAACUACAAAGGGAGAUGUUUGUUCGCCAGUAUGCAAAUAUAGACUCUCCAGAAAAAAAACAAAAGAAAGCGGAGGAAUGCAGCCGUUCGGGCUGCGCCUCCGCCGCUCGGACUGUGCAGCAGAGAUUCAGCUUCGCCGUGGUAUACUUCACCUCAAAAGAGGCCUCCAAGGAGCCCAUCGCCACUUGCAUGACUCUUCGGUGGUUCUUGUGUCUGUCGUUACCUGUGAGAUUAUUUUUUCAGUCGGUCUUCAAAGUGCAAUAUAUUUCUACUCAUCAUAUGAAAGCGUAAAACGAUGGAGCACGUUUAGACUCCACUUGCUGCUAUAUGCCUUAUAUGACUUUGGCCUACAUCAGACUGAACAUCCACGUUGCCUCGCAUUCAACUUUGAUGGUAGUUCCACUACAUUAGCUUGUUACCGGGUGAACUCGUGGUGUUCGCCCAAGUCGUGGAUGGGUCAACAUUUCACACCCUUUUUUGUAAAUCUUCCUGUAAACAGUGCUUUUAGAUUGAAAUAACUUUAAUACAAAAGAUUUAAUACUUAAGUGUUCCUCUCAGAAGAUAUAUUUAGAGAUGAAUAUUGUUUUAGAAAAUGACUGAAAUGUACAAGUCGACCAUUUUGUCCCUCGAUGUGACAAAAGUGAAACAUCAACGUUAUCAGGUGCAUGUGAUUUGUUUUUUUCUUCCUCAGCGUAUUGAACAUGUACAUGUUGGAUACGAAGUCCCAACAUCACUGUUGCCUGGAAAAACUAAAUAAACACAAUAAGAACCGA
Messenger RNA from Mugil cephalus (flathead mullet), 3068 nucleotides. RefSeq names its product kelch-like protein 12. Gene Ontology annotation, molecular function: protein binding. The transcript has 12 exons. The record is from RefSeq and is a predicted model, not a curated record. Bases 423 to 2219 code for a protein of 598 amino acids. NCBI's taxonomy places the organism in Eukaryota, Metazoa, Chordata, Actinopteri, Mugiliformes, Mugilidae.